AAUUGACAUACCAAAAACGACUACAAAAAACGAACUUUCUUUUGGGGCUAACAAAUAAAACUUGUUGAGCGUAGAGGUAGAAUCGACCAACUUGUCGUUCCCGCUCUGUCUCACGUGUUUGUUGUUAUUCUAAUUAUACAUAUCCACAUGCAGAAGAACACGCAAGCGUACGCAUUAAAAAAACUCUACACGUCACCAAAGUUUCUCCCCCACAGGUGUGUGGUACUGCCAGCCAAAGCAAAAUGCGUCAAUUGAAAGGCAAGGUCAAGGAGACGCGCAAGCAGAAGAAGGAGCGUAAACUAGAUAAUGUGGAAAUUCAAGGAAAAAUUCGUACAAUAGUUUUGCCGGCCAUGGGCGUCUUAGCGUUAUUUGUAGUGCUGUUCGUCUACCUUAAGACGCGGCCUGCAGUGACUGCCUAGUGGACACACAAACUGUGCAACGAUGAACAUGCAUCCCGUCCGAUGACCGUCUAUAGGCUUAAGUUAGUGUAUUUUCUGAAUUUAAAUGUUACCUGUGCAGUGUGCAAUUCAUGUCUAACGUCGUUUACUGUACAAAUUAAUAUGUAUGCAUAGUAAAAUUAAAAGAAUACCAUUCCACUCUCUGCGGAGUGUGAUUCUAAGGUUUCCAGAAACGGA
Drosophila miranda is the source of this 635-nucleotide messenger RNA. RefSeq names its product single-pass membrane and coiled-coil domain-containing protein 4 homolog. NCBI's taxonomy places the organism in Eukaryota, Metazoa, Arthropoda, Insecta, Diptera, Drosophilidae. The record is from RefSeq and is a predicted model, not a curated record. The transcript has 2 exons. The coding region runs from base 243 to 419 and encodes 58 amino acids.